Molecule: messenger RNA, 1026 nt
Organism: Hevea brasiliensis (rubber tree)
Lineage: Eukaryota; Viridiplantae; Streptophyta; Magnoliopsida; Malpighiales; Euphorbiaceae
Product: F-box protein At3g07870-like
Exons: 2
Coding region: 1-1026 (341 amino acids)
Molecular function (GO): protein binding
Source: RefSeq, a predicted model, not a curated record
AUGGAGAGUCUUCCACGUGAGAUCAUGCUCAACAUACUUUCUAGACUACCCACACCAUCUUUACUCAAUGCUAAGCUUGUAAACCGGUCAUGGCAGAACUUAGCUGAAGACCCAAUUCUUAUUGAUCUCCAUUUCACCCAUAUGGCUGCAAAUAAUACUAAUCCAUGUCUUAUCUUACAUGGUGACCAUCCUAUUCAAAACCAGCUCUAUGCUUUGUACUUUUAUCCUAACAACAGCAAUGUUGGGUUGGUGAAAAGAAUUUCUCUACCUCAAUACCUGAUUUUGACAUCGCAGCCUCUUGCAAUGGCAGAGACAAAGGAGUAUAAAUAUCUGAAGAUCUCCCAUGGCACAAAGAAUGUUAGAGGCUGCCGUAGGAUUUGUGCAUAUCCUCAAUCAAAAGCUGAAAUUUUGACUGUGGGCAGCCCAAUUUGGAGGAGCUUAGGACAGAUAUCUUAUAAUCUCGUUCAGUCUCCAUCACAGAUUAUGGUUAAUGGGAAACUUCAUUGGGUUAAUUCGCCAUUCAUCCAUCCCCGACGUAAUAACAGACUCAUCUCUUUUGACUUGGCAGAUGAGAAAUUUCAGAUGGUUCCAAAUCCAGAUUCUGCUGGCUUUGAAAGGCAUGGUUCCCACAGACUCAAGUUGGUAACUAUAGGAGGAUGCCUUUCUGUAGUUCUGAAUAUCAAUUAUGGGUCAUUUGAGAUUUGGGUAAUGAAGGAAUAUGGAGUGAGGCAAUCUUGGACCAAAGAAUUCAAUAUUAGUAGUGACUUGCCUAGAGAAUUGGAAGAAGAAGUAGUUGAUCCUGCCUUUAAAAUUUCAAGAAUGUAUAGAAGGUCAUUUACUAGAGUUAUAUGUAGUGUGAAAAAUGGUGAAAUAUUGCUGCAAUACAAAUGUAGAGCUUUGCUUUCUUAUGAUCCAAGGCAGGGGACAUUUAAGGAUAUUAAAAUUCCAGGAAUGCCAAAUAUGUUUGAAGCAGUUGCUCAUGAUGGUAAUCUCAAUGGGAUUGACAGCCUGCUUAUUGGUAUGUAA